Sycon ciliatum is the source of this 5818-nucleotide messenger RNA. RefSeq lists its product as uncharacterized. The record is from RefSeq and is a predicted model, not a curated record. The transcript has 24 exons. Gene Ontology annotation, molecular function: nucleic acid binding; zinc ion binding; protein binding. Bases 292 to 4854 code for a protein of 1520 amino acids. NCBI's taxonomy places the organism in Eukaryota, Metazoa, Porifera, Calcarea, Leucosolenida, Sycettidae.
UAGUUUUUUUCCCUUGUAUUAAUUGUAUUGGCUGUGCAUGUGGGCCUUGCGGCUGUCAUCAUCAUGAUGCCGCUUUGAUACCGACGCUCCUGGGGUUGCUGGAAAGUAGGCGAAGUCUGCAAGGUUCGCAAAGCUGUGUUAUCGACGGCAGUUCGGCAAUCUGUCCGGGUGACGGUAGCCUCGUUGGGUGAAUCGGGCACGCAGCUGGAGUCUUGCGCUCUAGCUUACAAUUGGCUUGGAACAGCGUUCUAUUGACUGCUUAUUGAAUGUAACACCAAGCAAGGUUUACAGAUGGCAGGCAACCCAUACAAAACAACGGAGUUUGUCUCCAAAAUUCACGUGUGGUUACAAGAUGUUGACCCUGUUCGGCUUCGUCGUCUAGUUCAGAAAGAAGGACUAAUCAGCUUUGACCAACUGGAACGUUUGAGGAAGAUACAAGACCAAAAGGGCACAGCUGAACACAAUGCACAAUUGAUUUCAAUACUUUGUCCUGGAGAAACUAAAUCCUAUCAAGUCUUAUGUUCGGUGAUCCACCAAAUGGGCUACAUUGACCGACACUUGGAGAUGCUUCGUAUUGUGGCUAAUCCAGAGCAAGAAUUGCUGUCCUGUGUUGGGCAACCAGAGUCAGCCAACGCCAUUACAACCAGAGCAGACUCAUCUGUAACCAUGCCAGCUGAAGACUGCACGACAGCAGCAGCUGCAUCAGCAGGAUAUGCAGCGUAUCAAUCCACUCCAGGGGCAGCAAGUCCAUCGCCACUUGAACAGCAAGUAGCACCACUGUGUCCACCGAUGAAAAGCAGAACUGCAGCAGGAAGACCAGGAGCAGAAGGAGAAGCAGCGGGAGCAGCAGCAGCAGCUACAGGGGCAAUGGCAGGAGCAGCAGGGGCAAUGGCAGGAGCAGCAACAGCAGCAGCAGCAGCAGUGGCAAUGGCAGGAGUAGCAGAAGCAGACGCAGUAGCUUCGUCAGCAACUGUAUUAACCCCUCAAGCGUCACUACAGGCAAGGCUUCCAAUUGGAACAGCAACGUUAGAACGUGUGCGUGGAGCAACAGCAGAGUCAGAACUAGGAGCAACAGCCGCAGUAUCAGCUGUACCAGCUCUUCAUCAUUGCAAUUAUCCAGGUGCACAACCACCUCUUACUCUGCAGCCCGGUGCAGCCUUAGCUUGCUCUUCCACUGGUAGAUCACCAUCAUCAAUGUCAAGUCCUUCUACCACGGCAGAGACUACAUUUGGUCUUAGCCAGACCUGUAUGAGUGCAUCCACCCAAGCCACUACAACACAUCCCAUUGACAGCUCAGCUAACACUAGCACUGGCAGGUGUGCUGCUGUUGGUAAUGCUGCUGGGAGAGGAACUGCAUUGCAGCAGAGUACGCAGCAACAAGCAUCAAUCCACCUUGAACACAAGGCAAAGCUGGCAGCAGCUGCAGCAGUAAGACAAGCUUCUUCACUGUCUCUCGAGCUGCAAGCCAAGAUGGCACUACUAAGCAAUGUUGGUAGAGCAUUCAAUGAGGAAAUGUCCAGGCAUAUUGACUAUGUUUCUGCUCCAAGUAUGGCUCCAACCAGUCCAGAUUCCCAGGCCUCUCUGCUGCAGAAGUCUCAGUUCCUCGUGAACAGCCCCGAAAUGUCUGAAGGUGACUCAGGGUUGUCCGGCUCUGCUGCUAGCUCAGACACCGAAGAAUGGACAGAAGAUGAUCUGCGCAAUGCUCGAGUCACGGUUUUUAUGGACAGCAAAUUCAGGACAUUUGCUGACUGUGAUGGAAUUAUCUUGGACAGUUUAUCUAAGCAGCACUUCAAUGAGACUAAUAUCACUAUCAAAUCUAAGAGCAGAAGAAGUGAUCCUGCACUCACACGUGUUGUAGGAAAAGGAGGAGAUAUAAGGACAUUGGUCAAAAUCAUCAUCAACGGAGAACCUGACGACUACACUAAACAAAGGAUCCGAAGUGAAGUGAUUGAGGACCUGGAGCGCCUUACCUUCUCCAAGGAUAAAAUUCAGGUCAUCUACACAGGUUCCUGGGAUUCCAUCCAGGUUGUACUGCUGCUACCAAUGAGGACACUGGGUCAUCUACUCUACCUUGCUGUACACUAUCCUGGACUGCUGCGAGGCCUGGAUAUACUUCAAAUCAUUGACAUCUCCUCUUUGACCAUAAUUGACUUUCGAGAGAUAACAGGCAACUCUAGCAGCUCCACUGUGGCCUUAGACGAGUUGACAGAGGAUGAUGGAGUGCUGUCAGAGGACAAUGAGGUUGAUGAGGAUGAGGAGGAUGUUGAAGUUCUGCCACAGAGCUAUGACAAUGAGCUGGAGUUUUCGAGGCGCACUGACGUAGCUGCUGCUGCCCAGCCCCACAUCUCGCAGCAGGAAUACGACCAGCUAAAUAAUUGCAGUAAGGACUUCCAGCUUGUGCUGGCAGUCAUUAUAAGGUCACACCGGAAAGACCAGAAUUUCCUCACAGCAAUCCGGACUUGCAUUUCCAACGAAUUGCUCUCCAGUGUUGAUAUUGAGCGACCGGAAUCCGUCAAGGUCACAGCUGUCAGAGCAGACCCACCUGUAACCAUGCCAACUAAGGAAGAAACAACAGCAGCAGCUGCGUCAGCAGGAUUUGCAGUGUAUCCAUCCAACCCGACUGCAACAAAACCAUUGCCACUUGGACAGCAAUUAGCACCACUGUCUCCACCAAUGAAAAGCAGAACUGCAGCAGCAAGAGGAGGGCCUGGAGGAGGAGAAGCAGUAGUAGUAGCACCACCAUCAGUAGCAGCACCAGCAGUAGCAGCAACACCAGCAGUAGCAGCACGAGCAGUAGCAGCAACACCAGCAGUAGCAGCAGCACCAGCAGUAGCAGCACCAGCAGUAGCAGCACCAGCAGUAGCAGCACCAGCAGUAGCAGUAACAGCAGUAGCAGCACCAGCAGUAGCUGCACCAGCAGCACCAGCAGCAGUAGCAGCAGCAGCAACAGCAGCAGUAGCACCAAUAUCAGCAACAGCAUCAUGGGCACCUCGAGCAACAGCAAAGCUGGAACCAGGAACAACCGAAACCAAAUCAACUAUGCCAGCACUUCGUGCUUAUUCAGACUGCUACGAAUGUGGCGAUGAGGGACAUUUUGCCCGCGACUGCCCCAAGUGUGGCCAUCGCACCUCUAAUUGCUACAAUUGCGGCAAGGAGGGUCACUUUGCCCGCGAGUGCACCAACGAGGUGGCAUCCCAUGGUCACUCUAGUGGUUUCGGUGGCAGCUCUGGCUUCGCCGGCGGCUCUGGCGGUGGUGGUGGCUCCCGCUUUGGUCACUUUGCCCGCGAGUGGACCAACGAGGUGGCAUCCUAUGGUCACUCCAGUGGUUUCGGUGGCAUCUCUGGCUUCGCCGGCGGCUCUGGCGGUGGUGGUGGCUCCCGCUUUGGUGACUCCGGUAGCAAUAGCACCUGCUACAACUGUGGUCAGACGGGCCACUUUGGCCGUGAUUGCCCCAGUGGAUGCUCCAGCGGCGGUGGUGGAGGUUUUGGUGGCGGAGGAAGCGGUGGUCGCACUUGCUACAACUGUGGCGAGACUGGUCAUGUUGCUCGUGACUGCCCCAACGCUAGCAACUCAGAAAUGCCCAGCUCAAAAACACAAAAUCUGAUUGCACUCCCACACAGACGAGAGAAGGAACUUCCAGCAUUCCAAGGCGGGCUCUUGACAUCGCAGGAACGAAUGUCUGACGAUCUUCUAUCUGCAUCACAACAAGGUGAUCUGAAGAAGAUCGCUGCACUUUUGGAAAGUGGAGCCGACGUCAACUGCCGUAGCCGUGACUGGUAUGGCGGAACUCCGUUGCACAAAGCCGUCUGUUUCUGGAGAGGAAUCGAGGUGUGUCAAGCACUGCUCGCUGCAGGGGCGGACUGUAACAUCAAGAAUACGCGUGGCGACACUCCGUUGCACGAUGCCGCCAAUAGUGGUGAACUCGAUGUGUGUCAAGCGCUGAUCGCUGCAGGCGCGGACUGCAACAUCAAGAAUGAGGAUGGCGACACUCCGUUGCACGAUGCCGCCAAUAGUGGUGAACUCGAUGUGUGUCAAGCGCUGCUCGCUGCAGGCGCGGAUUGCAUCAUCAAGAAUGAGGGUGGCGAAACUCCGUUGCACAAAGCCGUCUGGAGUGGAAUCGAGGUGUUUCAAGCGUUGCUCGCUGCAGGGGCGGACUGUAACAUCAAGAAUAUGGGUGGCGAAACUCCGUUGCACAAAGCCGUCUGGAGUGGAAUCGAGGUGUUUCAAGCGUUGCUCGCUGCAGGGGCGGACUGUAACAUCAAGAAUAUGUUUGGCAUCACUCCGUUGCACCGUGCCGCAACUAUGGGUAGAAUCGACGUGUGUCAAGCGUUGCUCGCUGCAGGGGCGGACUGUAACAUCAAGGAUCUGUUUUGCAGCACUCCGCUGCACCAUGCCGCCAUGAAAGGCAGAAUCGAGGUGUGUCAAGCGUUGCUCGCUGCAGGGGCGGACUGUAACAUCAAGAAUACGAUUGGCAACACUCCGUUGCACAAAGCCGCCCAUAGAGGUGUAUUCGGGGUGUGUCAAGCGCUGCUCGCUGCAGGCACAGACUGUGAAAUCAAGAAUAAGCAUGGUAUCACUCCGUUGCACCUUGCCACCAGGAUAGGUAACCUCAAGGUGUGUCAAGCGCUGCUCGCUGCAGGGGCCGACUGUAACAUCAAGGAUUUGGGUGGCAACACUCCGUUGCACGAUGCUGCCAUGAGAGGUGGAUUCAAGGUGUGUCAAGAGCUGCUCCCUGCAGGCGCCGACUGUAAAAUCAAGAAUGAGGAUGGCAUGACACCACUGGACGGAGCGAGAUUCUGGAACCAUCAUGCGGUCGUAGAGCUAUUGGAGAAGGCCACUCCAAAGCCAUCAUGAUACCUUCACUAAGUGUAAAGUGACUAUGCACACACUGCGGGUCAUUUCCUACCAAAUGAAGCAACAUGGCAGCUAUCUUUCUCUGGCGGAUCCAGAGCUUUAAUCGUCACAUAUGCAUGGCUUUGUAUGUAUCUGAGCAAUGGGCAGGUAGGACUGCGGUGUUUUCUGGCUGUUCCUGCCGACAAUGCCAGUGCAUGAUACCAUACAUUUCUAGACAUGAUAGCUUCCAUUUCCUCUUCUCUUCUAAGUAUCUUAAGCAGAUUUUCUUGCACUCUACCCAGUUCUUUACUAGAAGUUACAAUGCUUAUUUUGCGGACAAUUCGAAAAGAUAGAAUGUUAGCAAAGAAAUUGUACAAUGUCUCUACAGUAUUACGUUGCUAGCAUCUCAAUUAGAAUCAAGUGCCAUCCUAUCGGCAGUGGAUUCCAGUUUCAUUAUUUUUCUCCUUUUUAUUCAAUUGCUCGCUUGACUAGGCUAUUCGGUAUGCUAGCAGCCUUGUGACUUCCAUUGCAAACGGCCACCAAUUUUGUUUAAUUUUUGUUUUACCGCAAUCCGAAGUUGUGGAGACAAGAACGUGAUACUAGGCGGUAAUAAUAUACCGGUAUUUUACUACUCCCUGCUUGAUACUACCGGUAUUAUCAUUAAUCAUAGCAUGUUGCUACAUUUUUCUCUGGCCUGCGGCAGUGUUUACCGAAGUGGUACGCCUUGGCACGUUCGUUGUUUACACUGGCAUGCCCUGAUGCACAUGUACUUGUACGUGUACAUGUAUAUCCUUGUGGAACGACUAUCACUGACCUUCUCGCAGUGAAUGCACACCUUGUAUUGCUAAUUUUGCAUGGGUUUCAUUCAUGUCUCUGCGCAGAAUGUUCCAGCUUUUCACUGAUAUUAUAAUAUUGGAGUUAUUGGUGAUUUUUUCCAAUCAAUUUCACGCUCUUUGUUGGGCAUAUCCAGUAGUUAGCCCCUUCA